CGGCUAUUAAACAAACAGUGCUGUCCCAGCACUAUUUGAGUGGAACAAUUUCACCCUUCCCACUUCACAACCGGGGGUGUGGUAGAGGAGAGAGCGUCCGCCUCCGACGAUGGAGGAUGACGGCGACGCAGGCGAGAAAGCUGAUAUCCUUAUGGACCACGACUACGCUUCGGCUUCAGAUACUGCGGUUCCCUUAUCGACCCUUGAUGACAGCAUGUCUCUCAGAGAUGAGAUUCUCAAGCUGAGGGAACACGUCGAGAAGCUUACAAUGAAUCAGCGCUUUGGAAUUCAUCGUUUUGCUGCCUCAGACAAGGACAUACAUUUUUUCACAAGAUUUGCAUCCUAUGACCUGCUGAUGAGAUUCUGGGCCUUAAUAGAGCCAUCACUGCCAUAUAUGGUCAGUGUGACACAAGCACAGAGAGGCACCUUUACAGAGCCAAGUUCCACUGUAACUCAUUUCCUGCAGCCCAUUGAUGAGGUGUUCAUGUUUCUCAACUACAGUACCUGGCACUGGGUUCAAAACAGCGUAAUCUUGCUGACCGGUAUGGAGUCCACAGUCAGUCGGAUCAUUUCAACGUGGAACAACUUUCUGUACACUGUGCUAGAGUCUGUGAGAAUCUGGAUACCAGAGGAGAAAAUAAGGGCACAUCUGCCAUCUGAGUUUAAGGAUUAUGCAGACACUACAGUCAUCCUGGACUGCACAGAGCUAAGUUGCCAGUGCCCUUCAUCACCUCUUCUUCAAAGUUAAAUGUUCCCAGCAUACAAGUGCCACUGUACUCUCAAAGGGCUGCUUGGAGUGGCUACUCAUGGGGCGGUCACAUUUAUUUCUCAACAAAUGUAUUUUCUCAAAUUCCAUCAGUGACAAACAGAUCACGCAAGAGUUUUGAAUUCUCUCCCUUUUGA
This is a messenger RNA of Carassius carassius (crucian carp), 903 nucleotides long. RefSeq lists its product as uncharacterized. The transcript is spliced from 4 exons. The record is from RefSeq and is a predicted model, not a curated record. The coding region runs from base 110 to 748 and encodes 212 amino acids. NCBI's taxonomy places the organism in Eukaryota, Metazoa, Chordata, Actinopteri, Cypriniformes, Cyprinidae.